Molecule: messenger RNA, 3178 nt
Organism: Exophiala xenobiotica
Lineage: Eukaryota; Fungi; Ascomycota; Eurotiomycetes; Chaetothyriales; Herpotrichiellaceae
Exons: 1
Coding region: 40-3054 (1004 amino acids)
Biological process (GO): translation
Cellular component (GO): mitochondrial small ribosomal subunit
Molecular function (GO): structural constituent of ribosome; methyltransferase activity
Source: RefSeq, a predicted model, not a curated record
CACCAACAGGCGGCAGACCGCUUUAUCGAGGAGACAAAGAUGUUAUCUCGAGCGAGGACGUCGGCCUUGUGCCCUGGCUGUCGACAGGAUCUUCAACUACUUCUGGAAAGAGGAUUCUGCGGACCCGUCGUCAACCCGAGGAGUCGCGCUCCGCCUCUCAAAUGGCGGCAAAAGCCCCAACCACGCCUGCAAUUGAGAUCGUUUACCAAGGGCACCGUACGGCUAAAUCACCCUCCUGCAGAUCCCGAGCAUGAAAAGAUGAGAUUGGAUGCCGAGACAGGCUCCGAAGCCGAUGCUGCUCGAGAUCAAAUCGAAACAUUGGAAGAGCUGGAGAAAGCACUGGGCCGGCCUAUCGAGGAAGCCAUUGAGGAAGACCGUGCCCUGGCUCAGGGCUUACACGACGCAUCUUUAAAUCCCGAACUCGCACUGGAUGAACACGUCGAAGUUGCCAUUGCAGGUACAGGGGUUCUCUUGGCUGAUUUGAGAAGCACUGGCGCUUCGCAGGAAGAGGUGGUACAAGAAGCACGAAAGACAUACGGUGACAGACUGCCUACCACUGCGUUGAAUGAAGAGGAGCUUAAGAUUUACAAACGUCUGUACGGCGACCCGAUCUCCAUGUCCUACGAGGAGUUUUUGGAUGAGGAUGAAGCCACCAAUGUGGAUGCCGAGACACUGAAUCAACUCUAUGACCAAGAGGGCGAGCUGGUUGACUAUGAGGUAUCCUCUGAUACUCCGCUUGUGAAUCUCCAGAAAGAAGCAGGCCCUGUGCCCGAACCCCCACAACCUGUUCAGAGGGCGAUUGCCUUCGUAGAUGGCGGCGCAAUGGACCCCAGUCUCCUGACCUCCCCUGCCGAACGGGCUAAGGAGGUUGCACGCUCCCUGAGUGCUGAGGUGCUCGACGACAUGGAGCAAGAGGAACUGGACAAGGAAGAUUCAAGUAGGAGGAUGCACCCGUUCACCCGCCUCGGAAAGUUUGCAACCAACCCAGGCAACGUCCUCCUCUCCCACGAGGAAUUUGUGCGUCCCGUCAACAAGAUCAUGAGCAAUUUCUCCAACAAGCAUUUGAAGGACAUGUGCGAGAAGACGUUCGGUGGUCCAGGGUUACCGGACUCGCCGUUGACGCCUAGGUCUGGACGAUCGCGAGCACAACUACCCCUUCCGAUCCAUGCUUCCCAGCAUAGUAUGGGCGAGAUGGAAGCGAAUGCGUUUCUCACCACGGUCAUGCCUCCCACAUACGCCGCCGUCAUGUCAGUGCUAGUCGAAACACGCAAGCGACUGGGAGCAACAUGGCUCAACAAGCUCUUCGCCAAAGAGGGUGGUCCGCGCAUUCUAGAUGCCGGCGCAGGAGGGGCAGGCAUUCUCGCCUGGCGUGAGGUCAUCAAAGCUCACUGGGAUGCAAUGCAUGACUCUGAUCGAGAUCCGCCACCUCCGCCGGCGUCGAAGUCCGUUGUUCUGACGGGAUCAGACCCACUCCGACGUAGAGCUGCUGCCCUUCUCGAGAACACCACAUUUGUCCCUCGGUUGCCAGACUAUGUGCAUACACGCGAUACACCGACGCUGGAGGACGAUCGUCCAGCGCAGUCACGCAAGCAGUUUGAUGUGAUCAUUGCCACACACACGCUCUUCGGACUGCAGGAAGACUUCAUGAGGAAACAGCACGUCCAGAACUUGUGGUCUAUGCUUAGUCCUGAAGGUGGUGUAUUGAUUUUGAUCGAGAAGGGUGUCCCUCGUGGAUUUGAAGCCAUUGCAGGAGCUCGAGAACUACUUCUGGAACGACAUAUUGCCGCUCCCGAAGGCAGAAGGACUACUUACAGUGAUAAGCACAACACCGACGACGUCUACAAUGAGGAGCCAGGCAUGAUCAUCGCACCUUGCACUAACCACGAGAAAUGUCCAAUGUACCAUAUCCCAGGACCGUCGCAAGGGCGGAAGGAUUUCUGCAGUUUCCAGCAGAGGUAUACUCGACCCAACUACCUGCAGCGAGUGCUCGGUGCCAAAGACCGUAAUCAUGAUGAUGUGGACUUUUCCUACAUCUCUGUCAUGCGCGGGGAUGAUCUCCGCCGACGACAGGUCGGCUCCUGGCAAGGUAUCGAGGAUGGCCUUUCGGCACCUGCUCACCCUGACCCGAAACUCCUGGGUGAAGACUAUGAGACCUGGAUGCAGCUUUGUCAGUCGGGUUUCGACGACAUUGAUCCCAAUACUACUCUAACCGAGUCUACAUCUUUCACUGACGGUAAAGCACGGUCGUCACUUCCUGCACCCUGGAACUUGCCCCGCCUUGUGUUCCCACCCAUGAAGCGACGCGGGCAUAUCAUCUUGGAUGUGUGUACGCCUGCGGGGCAGAUUGAGCGAUGGACCGUGCCGAGGUCGUUUGGCAAGCAAGCAUACCACGACGCGAGGAAAUCGCAAUGGGGAGACUUGUGGGCUCUGGGCGCGAAGACGCGGAUUCCGAGGGGUUUGAGACUCGGUGGCCCGGAUACUAAGGAGGCCAGGCGGGCAAGAAGCCGGGCGGAGAGGAUUAGCAACCAGGCAGAAGAGUUGAUGGAGCGAAUGGAACAGGAGAAGUUGGAGGAGCUGGAGGAGGAGAGGGAGCUAGCCAGAAUGUUUGACGAUGACGAUGAACCGGUGACGGGGAGGGCAAGAAAGAGUCAAAGAGCCAAGGCCGCGAAGGUGAAAUCAGCGGUAGCGGCGGCGUCAAGUGAACCGUUCGAAAGGAUCGAGACGUUCUCUUUUCGCGAUAUUAACGAGGAUGAGAUGAAUCCUGUGCCGCCAACACAACCUCGCUCUGUGGGAAAACCGGCUCUGAAGGCGUCUGCCAACGCACCAGUCAAGGCAAAGGGGGCGGCAAACGAUGACGAGAACCUCACGGACGAAGAUCUGGCAAUUCUCGAAGAAUGGGAGAGGGAGCUUUCUUCGGUUGAGGACAGUGGCGGUAGGACCAGGGGGGUGCGCACAUAUUCCAAAUUCGCUCCUGAUGGGCAAAAAGGUCGUCCGAGGAGGAUUGGAAAGGUUCCUCGGGUUGGAAGACCUGCAGGUGGGAGACGGGGUCUUUGAAGGUCAUGAAGGAAGCCGGCAAAGCCGCUGAGUUGUGACACCAAGGAGAUGUAUAACAUUGUAUAGUACAAGAAAGUGAGGCUCCCUCCUCCUUGGCAGGCAAAAAUACCCAGCUUGUCUUCCU